AUGAAUAGGCCUAUGAUCGAGGAGCUCCGGAGGCGCCUCACUGAUAUCGGCAAUGAUGCCAAAUCGAGUGGCGUGAGCCUCCGCGAGAUCAUUCCCCCAGAUUUUCUAGACCAUUUCCCCGAGCUGGCACGGCUACAAGACACUGAGACUAAGCUACGCGACACUAAGUAUGAACUGGAAGUUAGUGAGGGAAAGCUACACGAUGCUAAGAGAAUGCUGGAAGAUAACGAGCACCGCGAAAGGAGCUUCUUGGAGAAAUUCAAGGAAAUGAGUAAAUCCAAAUCAAAAACCAAGGAAGAGGGUGAAUCAACUGAAGAUGAUACUCCUCUUCCGACUGAUGUGAGGGUGGAGAAGAAUCGAGUUAAGCACUACAAAAAGCUUUAUGUGUGUGCCCAAGAGUACGCUGGAGCCUUGGAAAGCCAAAUUGAGGUGCUCAAGCUCGAUGCCGAAAAGGAAGUUCAGAAGGUCAUACUGGACACAAAGGAAGCAAAUCAGAGGGAUCGGAAAGCCGAUCACCGUAUCAUUGAUGGCUACGCAAAAGAUGUGAACCGGCUAACAGAACAAAACAAAGAACUCGAGAAGGCUAAUCAAGAGCUCCAAAACGCAACACAAAACGCACUCAAGGCCAAGGAUGAGCAACUUUCGGCGCUAGUCGUAGAAAUUAGGGAGCUUAAUCGUUGUUCCAAAGAACGCGAGAAGGAAGACGACAAUAUUGAGAAAGCAUUUGAUGAUCUGAUCGAGCGCUUAGGGGAACUGAACGACGAUAAUGUAGAAUCUAUCAACCGGCAAGAAGAUCUCUCCCGUGAGCACAACCACUUGCGAAAUGCCGCAGUCUCCGAAGCUAGGGUUCUUAAUCGUUACUUUAGUGUAGCUUUGCAAGCUAUGUCUAGACUGCUAGAGAUACUCGGGCCAAUGUUGCCUUCAGGGGAUGCCGAGCCCAAAGACGGUCCGCGAAAAUUCUUAAGAUUUGCGCUCCAAGAAGAUACCGAGGACAAACCAAUGAGCCACAAUCUGCGACAUUUCCUAAAUCUCGCGGUCGAGCAAAAUGCCGAGACGAGUUCAAUAUCCUGCAGCUUUCCAGAUAUAUUAAAUCUCACGACCCAAGCAUCCUUAGAUGCUAUCACAAUGUACGACCAUUUCGACCAGGAGGGCAUAAAUCAGGGAGGAUUGCGUAAAGAACUAACUGGCAUGUUUCUAUCGGCAAUUAAAUUCCAGUUGAAUUUAGAGCACUUCAAGGAUGGGCUGGGAGGUUUAUCAAAAGAACUAGAACACAAGCCUAGCAUGUGGUGUUCUUUUAAGAAGGUUUCAUUAGUCCAUCUAGUCGGGCUGGUCAACAAAGGUCCCAAGUCGAAAUCGAAACGGAGAAGGUCUUGCCUAUGGCCCAGCUUGAGUUAG
This is a messenger RNA of Aaosphaeria arxii CBS 175.79, 1395 nucleotides long. RefSeq lists its product as uncharacterized. The record is from RefSeq and is a predicted model, not a curated record. The coding region runs from base 1 to 1395 and encodes 464 amino acids. The transcript has a single exon. Lineage: Eukaryota; Fungi; Ascomycota; Dothideomycetes; Pleosporales.